UAAAAAUUUCAAUUAACAUGCCGAAAAAAAAUAAGUCAGUGAAGAAGAAAAAACGAUUUGAAAUGUUGCAUAGCAAAUAUGGUGAAUUGGAAAAGUGUGCCGAGAUGAAUGAAGCUGAUAUUCCUAUUGAUAUACACAUAUAUAAACUGCAUGAUUGGUUGGUCAGCAGAAAAAUUGGCCCAAAGAAUAUACAAAUGCAACUAAAGGAUAUCCGUAACAAGAUAACAAAUGCUUUAAAGGAUAUGCCUUCAAAUGAACAACUAAUAAAGUUGUUAACCGGAACAAAUAUUAACUAUUUUCACUGCAAGCAAAUUGUGGAAAUUCUGACAGAAACUGAAAAGGGUACGAAAAACGUAUUCGGUAGUUAUGGCAGUCAACGCAUGAAGGAUUGGCAAGAAAUUGUGCGAUUGUAUGAGAAGGAUAAUAUUUAUCUAGUUGAAACGUCACAAAUUUAUGUACGUAACAAUAAUUAUGAAAUACCUGGCCUUAAAAAGCAGAUGAUUAAGUUGGAGCAACAAGCUGAUGAAUGCUUAAAACGAAUACAAGAUCUUGCUAAGCCUGAAACUCAAAUACAGGCAGAACAUACUGCGCUUCUACAACAACUUGGCGUAAAAGGGUUAAAUUUACAGGAAGAAUUUAUAAAUGUACUAAACACAUUGCCUGAAAUUUAUCAAAAAUCUAUUCGUAAUGUAAAUAAUAUAGAAAAUGCCAUAGAUUUAUAUGCAGACUGUUCAGAACAGAAGGUAUGUUUACCUCUACUUAAACACUUAGUUGAAUUUGGAAACACAACGAUUUACCAGUAUAUACAUAAAGAGGCUCCAUUAUCUGUUGAGGAGCCAGUUCUAAAGUUAAACAUAACAAACAGAAACUCUUCAAAUUCUGGCGUUGCAACCGAAAAUGAAAUUGAUUUUGGUUGCGACGAUAAUGGCGGAACUUCUUCAACUAUUUCUGCUGAAAUUAUCGAUUUCGGAGACUUAAAUUUAGAAAACAAUACGGUAAAUUAUGAUUUAAGUGAAACAGAAGGUGCAGAAAUCGAUUGGGGUAUUGAAACCAGUGCAGCCGACAAUGUUGAAGUAAGUUUUGAUGUACCCAUCGAGGAGUAUGGAAUUGUUGUGGAAGGUGUUGGAAUGGAUGGUGGAGUAGCUAAAGGUGAACAAGCGUAUACAUUAUUGGAUGCGCCAAAUUACCGAAAUCGUAUUCUGGAUGAACUUUAUGAGCUGGAAGCGUAUUUGCGUAUGCGAUUGUUUGAACUAAAUCAGCUUGAUAAUAGUAAUAAUAUUAUGUUUGCUUUAUCCGACAAUAUAUCCACACAUGAUACUGAAAGUAUUGUCAAAAUGCUAAAAAAUGUUGACAUAAUUUUACAAGAAAUAAAUUGUGAACAAACACGUCAUCUCUUCCAAUUAAAGCAUUCCCCUAAAUAUGCAGAUUUGUUGGUUUCAAAAUUGGAUCAUAUGACAAAGGGUGUUGAAAAAAUACGUUCAACAAAAGAAACACUAAAAGACCAAGCGGCUGAACUAAAACAGCAACGCCUGGAAUUAACUCCGGUAUUAGCCGAAUUAACAAAACAAACAAAAGAUCUACAAUUCAAAAUUGAGAAAGAUAUCUCAAAACGUUAUAAAAAUCGUGUUGUUCAUCUUAUAGGUGGAAUUUAAUAAAAGUGAAGUGUUUAAAUAGUUAAUAAAUAUAAUACAAAUUUAAAUAAAU
This is a messenger RNA of Teleopsis dalmanni, 1704 nucleotides long. RefSeq names its product CDK5RAP3-like protein. Bases 18 to 1652 code for a protein of 544 amino acids. The transcript has 5 exons. Gene Ontology annotation, biological process: regulation of mitotic cell cycle; regulation of cyclin-dependent protein serine/threonine kinase activity. The record is from RefSeq and is a predicted model, not a curated record. Lineage: Eukaryota; Metazoa; Arthropoda; Insecta; Diptera; Diopsidae. Gene Ontology annotation, cellular component: endomembrane system.